AUGCAUGAAUCGUAUAAAAGAUCGAUUCAUUUCAGUUUGAAAUUACCACCCGAUGAAAGCGCAUGCGGACCUAAUCCAGAUGAAUCGCAACCAGUUGUGGCAUUCGUCAUAGAGAAACUGGAAACCGAAAAGAGCGCAAUGAACACUUCAAACUUACCCAAACUCAGUUUGCCUUGGACAUCCGCGCAAUUCCAUGAAUGUUCCGCGAACGAACCAAUCUCAAUGACAAGCCAAGCAGUGACUCUACAAUGCCCGGCCGCAUAUUCCGGUCGUUGGCUUGCAAUUCGAAGCCGCACACAACUCCAAGUCUGCUUGGUUAGUGUGUACAUCGAAAACGCAUUCGAUGAGUGUUUCGAGACGAAAUCCACAACCACGGAACAGCAGUACUCUGGCACAGUAUUCCGUUAUGUACGUCAUACCCCACAGGAGGCCUGUCGUUCCGCUUGUAUGCAGGCGUCCGAGUGUGAGGCGACCAUUUUCACGAAACAGCGUUCCUCCGGCAUUUGUCAACUCAUCACCGGUUUCCGCCUGCAUCCGGAUCGGGAACAGUUAACACAGUCGGGUAGUUUGGAAAAUAUGCUCGAUUGUCCAGCAGAGAAGUGUAUCAUUGAAAUGAACUAUUGUCAUGGAGGAAAUCUACAAGAGUUGGAAAACAAGCCCGUGAUGACGAACCAAACCGACGCGGGAGUGCGCGUUUCAAAUGCACAAUUCGAACAGGAGUGGUUGGUGCGUAAACCAAAACGACCGGGAUCGAAUCAGCAAGCGGAACUGGUAUACGUUUUGUCCGUAUUCUUUGACGGUCGACUGGAAUGUGACGAGUGGGAUUGUGGUACGUGA
Messenger RNA from Echinostoma caproni, 837 nucleotides. The record is from the annotation of a GenBank genome assembly. Lineage: Eukaryota; Metazoa; Platyhelminthes; Trematoda; Plagiorchiida; Echinostomatidae.